This is a messenger RNA of Coregonus sp. 'balchen', 7430 nucleotides long. The record is from the annotation of a GenBank genome assembly. Lineage: Eukaryota; Metazoa; Chordata; Actinopteri; Salmoniformes; Salmonidae.
AGGGGCAGGAUCCAAAAGCGGUAGAUCGAUAUUGAAGAUGGAAGGCGCAGCGACGCCCACUGUGAUAACGUCUACCAGCAGCAGCGCGGAAAACUUUUACACCUCUACUCUGGCUUACGACAGGCACUUUUUUCGUACUGCUUCGGGGCUCCUCGUUUUCGCAGAAAUAGUAAGUAGUCAAGUUUCAAGUUUCAAGCUCUAGGCUACGGGAUACACAUGGUAUAUGUCGUCCAAAGAAAUGCUUACUUGCAGGUUCCUUCUCGACAAUGCAAUAACAAUGACACAUAAUAAAAUAUAAGAAUACGAACAUAAAUUAAAUGGCUCAGUAGAACUGAAUAAACAUUUUAUAGUAGCAUAAGUAUUAUUCAAGAAGGCACAUUUUAUUGUCCAAUAUUUACACGUGUAUUGGAGAAGGGGGGAAUGGGGGUCAGUGUAUAAACUGAGCAGUAUUAUAAGAGUCUGGUAGCAGCAGUUGUGAUGUGUGUGUAGCAUGAAUGUAAAUGUGUGUGUGUGUAUGUUUGUGUGUGUGUCUGUGUGGGUGUGUGCAUGAGAGAGUGCGUGUGUGCUAAGGUGAGGAAAAUCAGAGCAGGUGGUCAGUCCAGUUCAAUUGUUCAGCAGUCUGAUGGCCCAAAUCUAACUGCCUGUAGUUCAGGACCUGAAGCAAGGAUAUGCAUAUUCUUGAUUCUAUUUGAAAGGAAACACUUUGAAGUUUGUGGAAAUGUGCAAUUAAUGUAGGAGAAUAUAACACAUUCGAUCUGGUAAAAGAUAAUACAAACAGUUCCAUCAUCUUUGAAAUGCAAGAGAAAGGCCACAAUAUAAUAUUGCAGUUUAGGCGCAAUUUAGAUUUUGGCCACUUGAUGGUAGCAGUGUGUGUGCAAAGUUUCAGAUUUAUCCAGUGAAGCAUUGCAAUACUGGACUAUUUUGUAUGAAGUCUGCCCAAAUGUGCCGAAUUGGUCAAUUGACACAUUUUCAAGUACAUAACUAUACAGAACAUACAAAAAUGAUAUGGUAAUACAAAAUGUAAGUUUACACACUCCACAAUCCAUACAUGAUGGAUCAUUUUCUUAUAUACUAACUUUCAUACAUCUAGAUGGCCGGGCGGGGUGGGUGCUGUCUUCACCACCUGCUGGAGGGCCUUGCGGUCGUAGACGGAGCAAUUCCCGUACCAGGCCGUGAUGCAACCGGUCAGGACGUUCUUGAUGGUGCAGGGCUAGUAUUUGGAGAGGACCUGGGGCGGCAUGCUGUUGUGUCCUCUUGACAAGAGUGGUGGUGUUGUUGGUUCAUGACACGUCCUCGGUGAUGUGGAUGCUGAGGAACUUAAAACUAGUGACUCUCUCUGCUGCAGUCCGGUUGAUGUGGAUCGGGGCAUGUUCCCACCUCUGCUUCCUGAAGUUAAAAAUCAACUCCUUUGUUUUGCUGACUUUGAGGGAGAGGUUGUUGUCAUGAAAACACAAUGCCAGUUUACUUACCUCCUCCCUAUAGGCUGACUCGUUGUUGUUGGUAAUCAGGCCUACAACCGUGUUGUCGUCAGCAAAGUUGAUGAGGGAGUUGGUGUCGUGCAAAGCCACGCAGUUGUGGGUGAACAGGGAGUACAGCAGAGGACGGAGGACUCACCCCUGGGGGGCCCCUGAGUUAAGAGUCAGUGUGGAGGAGGCGUUGUUGCCAAUCCUCACAGCCUGUUGUCUGCCCCUCAGGAAGUCCAGGAUCCAGUUGCAGAGGGUGAUGUCCUAAUUGCGACACAAACAUAUUGGUGUCCACGUUUGAUACAAUAAUUUAUUGAAAUCAGUAUGUCAGUGGCUUUCACCAUCUUUCACACAAUAGCUGCCAUCAGAAUUAAUGGAGGGAAUCAGUACUGCUUUGUUGAUUAAACAAAUUAAACACAUUAUGAUGAUCAGACAGUUUGUAUUGUUCAUACCUUGUAUCACAUGGCUAAUUGUACCCUUAUGAUAGGGGCACAAUUAGUUCUGAUAAAGGGAAGAGUUUGCCAUUUGCUGAUUUCCAGUACUUUUUUACAGAUUUGCAAAUUAUUCAACCUGUAUAUUUUAUAUGCAUUUUAUAUACAUUUUAGAUAUGCUGUGUGACCUGUAUGACUGUUUUUCACAGACGGUGACAUGACAUCGUAUUGAACACUGCACUGAACUGAAGGUUCAAUUAUUUCAAAAUGUUCAAGGAAUAUAACUGGAGAAAAUGAACAUAAUGUCAACCUACUUCCUGUAAAAUAGGCUACUUCCUGUAAUAUAGGCUACUUCCUAUAAAAUAAGCUACUUCUUCUAAUAUAUGCUAGUAAUAUAGGUGACUUUCUGUAAUAAGACUACUGUCUGUAAUUUAGACUACUUUCUGUAACAUAGGCUACUUUCUGUGUAGACAGACAAUGGUCUCAGUACAGUGUUUUAUUUUCUCUGGAAAGGGAAGUUGUUUAAAAACAAGGUCAGUUUCAUUGUCCCUUUUCCUUCCAGCAUCAGGGGAGAAUGUGACCAAAAGUCUCCUCUUCCACGUAGGCUAGACAGUCUUUUUUCCUGUGACACAAAGCAACCAAUGAAACUUUAUUAUUUUAAUAACAGGAAGGGAGGUUUGGAGUGCAACAGAGGACAAAACUUCCCAUUAUUUACAGUAGCACGCAUUAUAACAAACUGCAUCUAUAGAUUUAUCAUAAUCAAUGUGUUACGACAUUCUUUCAGAAUGCUGUCAGAUCAGAUAGGUGUCAGUCAGCUGUGGGGUUAGUUUCUGUUCCAGAAAUACAAACUAUGAAAAACCACUUGGCAAUUAUGUUUUAUAUAGCUGUUGUACUGUUUUAGAUGAGAGCUUGCAGGUAAACAGAUCACUCUACCCUUCACUGGAUCCUGUGCAUAUGCCAAUAAACUGUUAUUUGAUUUGCCUUAGGCUGUAUUAUUUCCUUUCAUUGUAAUCUCUUUCUACAGUAUGCCAUCAAGAUAAGCACAGCAAAUGCAUUUAAAUACACGAUAAAGUAGACACCACCAGAGCACAGCUAUCACUGACUAUGUGGCACCCCCCAAAUGAGUGGAUAACUGUAUUUCACAGUAAUCUGAUUGAGACCACGGUAAUCAAUGCACGGGCGCAACCCUCCAUCUUUCUUUUUCACAAAAAAGAAGCUCGAGGAGGCGGGAGAAGUGGAGGGCCGAAUGUAUCCCUGUCUCAAAGAUUCGGCUAUGUAAGUCUCCAUAGCUUUUCUCUCCUCUUGAGACAAAGGAUACACAUGGCUCCGUGGGAGCGCUGCUCCUGCCUGGAGAUCAAUUGCACAAUCCCCCUGUCUAUGAGGAGGCAACUGCGUCGCCCUAGUCUUGCUAAACACGAGAGCUAAAUCCCCAUAUUCAGGCAGAAUGUGCAGUGCGGGCACUUGGUUUGGACUUUCCACCGAAGUCGCCCCCACGGAAACACCCAGACAUCGCCCCUCGCACUGAGCAGACCACCCAUCGAGAGCCCUCUGUUGCCACGAAAUAGCAGGGUUAUGGGUGCUUAACCAGGGAAUUCCCCGCACCACUGGGUACGCAGGAGAGUCGAUCAGAUACAGCUGUAUAGUCUCUUCAUGACCCCCCUGCGCACACAUCCUAAGUGGCGCUGUGAUCUCCCUAAUCAACCCCGACCCCAACGGGCGGCUAUCUAAGGCAUUAACGGGAAAAGGUUUGUAAACAGGUAGGAGAGGGAUCCCUAAAUCUACACAAAACUUCCGAUCAACAAAAUUCCCAGCUGCGCCUGAAUCUACUAGCGCCUUAUGCUGGGAAUGACCAACCUGUGGAAAACAAACAGGUAUACAAAAGUGCGCAACAGAAAGCUCUGGGUAAGUGGGACGUCUACUCACCUGGGAGGCCCCCCCAGUGCGUGGCCUGUUGCCUUCUCCCCCGGAGAACCCUCCCCAGCACCUGGCCGCAGUGUGCCCUCCACGACCGCACUUGGUGCAGGAGACAGGCCCCCUCGGGCUCCUCCUCCUCCUUUCUCUAGCGCCGGCACCCCCGAGCUCCAUAGGGCUCGGCUCGGAGGUGCCGGAGGGCGGAAUGGACGGACCCUCCUCGGGACGUCCACGGGUGGCCAGCAGGGUGUCCAGACGGAUGGACAUAUCGACCAACUGGUCGAAGGUAAGAUGGGUAUCCCUGCAGGCCAACUCACGUUGAACGUCCUCCCGUAGGCUACAUCGAAAAUGGUCAAUGAGGGCCCGUUCAUUCCACCCUGCGUCCGCCGCUAGAGUCCGGAACUCUAGAGCAAACGCCUGUGCGCUCCUCCUCCCCUGUCUCAAGUGGACUAGACGCUCCCCCGCCGCUUUGCCCUCAGGUGGAUGGUCGAACACGGCCUUAAAGCGACGGGAGAACUCGGCGUAGGAGAUGGUGUUGGCGUCCAUCUUCCUCCACUCUGCGUUAGCCCACUCUAACGCCUUGCCCGUGAGACAGGAGAUGAGGGCAGAAACGCUCUCGUGUCCCGAGGGCACCGGGUGUACAGUGGUCAGGUAGAGCUCCACCUGCAGGAAAAACCCCUGACACCCGGCACCUGUUCCGUCAUACGCCCUCGGGAGCGAGAGCCGAAUCCCCCUGGGUUCCGGACCUGGGACUGGUGGACCGGCCGAUGGGGUUGGCAGAGUAGGUGGAGGCUUGGGUACCCCGCUGGCCUCCCAUCGGUGCAAGGUGUUGAUGACGUCCUGUAGAGCGGUCCCCAGUUGUCGUAUCUGGUCAUCUUGGCCGCGGACAUGCUCCUCGAGCGACUCAGGCGUAACUGCAGAUCCUGCUGAUUCCAUUCUGGUGUGUGAUUCUGUCAAGGGGUGCUGAAGGUGGGUGUGGUGCAUGAAUCAAGCGCAGGACGCAGAAGCUCAGUCCAAAAUACUUUAGUGCAAUAAUCACGUAGAAAAUAAGCACAAUAAGCCCGAAGGCGAAAUCACGCCGCACACAGGCGUCAAACAAACGGCGCACUAACAUGUGUGAAAACCCUCUCCAAAACACUGGAGGGAAGUACGUAGCUCCAACACGAAAACAGAUGAGCAAUCACACACAAAGACAAACACCACCAACGAGAACUAAAUAGGACACUAACGAGGACUAACAAGACACAGGUGUACAACAUAAAGACAAAACCAAACGAACAUGAAACAUCGAUCGGUGGCAGCUAGUACUCCGGGGAUGACGACCGCCAAAGCCUGCCCGAACCAGGAGGAGGAGCAGCCUCGGCCGAAACCGUGACAGGCACCCUAUUCCCUAUGUAGUGCACUACUUUUUACCAGAGCUAUAUGAGCCCUGUUCAAAAGUAGUGCACUAUAAAGGGAAUAGGGUGCCAUUUGGAAUGCUGGCUAUGUGCUUCCCUGUCCCCUCAGGUGUUUGGUCUGCUGGUAUGGACGCUGAUAGCGGGGACAAACUACUUCCGUGUGUCUGCCUUUGGGUGGGUCAUGUUUGUGGCCAUCUUGUACUGGGUCCUGACAGUCAUCUUCCUCAUCAUCUACCUGACCAUGGCUUACAACAGGAUCCCUCAGGUCCCCUGGACAGCUGUGGUACGACACAUACUACGACACAUAAUACAACAGCACAUUAUCUGACCAACUUGAAACUUGAGUGAUUGGGGUUGUUUAUUAUAUAGCUAGUAAAUAAUUGUGGAAUAUUUACGUAACUCAAAAGCAAUGGAGUGAACUGCCUGGAUGGUUUUGGGGAAGAGAGGAUUUUUGUGUGCUCCUGACCAUGUCUUUAUGAAUGUGAUCAAAUGAAGCCAUUCUAUAAUGUGUACUAGCCUACAGUAUCUGAGCCAGCCAGCCAGGAAUCCUGUUGUUGUCAUUCUACAGGACCUGUUCUUCAACAGUAGUGCUACAGUGAUGUAUGUGGUGUUCCACAGGGCCUGUUCUUCAACAGUAGUGCUACAGUGAUGUAUGUGGUGUUCUACAGGACCUGUUCUUCAACAGUAGUGCUACAGUGAUGUAUGUGGUGUUCUACAGGGCCUGUUCUUCAACAGUAGUGCUAUAGUGAUGUAUGUGGUGUUAUACAGGGCCUGUUCUUCAACAGUAGUGCUACAGUGAUGUAUGUGGUGUUCCACAGGGCCUGUUCUUCAACAGUAGUGCUACAGUGAUGUAUGUGGUGUUCUACAGGGCCUGUUCUUCAACAGUAGUGCUACAGUGAUGUAUGUGGUGUUCUACAGGGCCUGUUCUUCAACAGUAGUGCUACAGUGAUGUAUGUGGUGUUCUACAGGGCCUGUUCUUCAACAGUAGUGCUACAGUGAUGUAUGUGGUGUUCUACAGGACCUGUUCUUCAACAGGAGUGCUACAGUGAUGUAUGUGGUGUUCUACAGGGCCUGUUCUUCAACAGUAGUGCUACAGUGAUGUAUGUGGUGUUCUACAGGGCCUGUUCUUCAACAGUAGUGCUACAGUGAUGUAUGUGGUGUUCUACAGGGCCUGUUCUUCAACAGUAGUGCUACAGUGAUGUAUGUGGUGUUCUACAGGGCCUGUUCUUCAACAGUAUUGCUACAGUGAUGUAUGUGGUGUUCUACAGGGCCUGUUCUUCAACAGUAGUGCUACAGUGAUGUAUGUGGUGGCAGCAGCAGUGGAUGCAGCCUCAAUCAGCCAUGCUGUUAAAGGGCGCCAUAACUACAACUGCUGGGUAGCAUCCACGGUAAGAAAACCACCUCAGACCACCCAGACAUACAUUUAAAUCACGCCAACUGUGAAAAUAUACCACAAAUAUGACUGAGUGUUUAUGAUCAAAGCGAUAUUAAAAUAUACAAUACUAAAAUGCAAAUAUAUGCCUACAAGUCAGAUAAGAGAGGUAUGAUGCCACUGUGUACCAUCCCAAUGAUAUCUAUUUGGUCCAUUUAAGCCUGCUCUACUCACACCUACUAUUGUACUGAAUUUCAAUGUUUUCAUCUGUCUGUUUUUCAGUUCUUUGCCUUCCUGGUCACGCUCUGCUAUGCAGGAAGUACGUAUAUAAGUUUUCAAUUGUGGCGAUCGAGGGAUGAGGAACAAUAACCAAUCACAAAGAACAUCUAAAGUAUAUCCGUUAUGGUACAGGAUCUUGAAAAGUACAGAUGGUUAAGUGCAACAACCACUCCUUCCCUUUGGAAUACAUUUCUCUUUGAUUUAAUUUCUGUUCUAUUUCUGUUCUUUUGGAAUUGUGGUGUGUUUCAUCUGUUGGAAUGACAGAGCCUGAACCCCAGGGAUGUUUGUACUUCUUAUGAACUCAAAUGUUUUUUUAAACAUUUGGAUGAAAAUGACUGAAGCUAAUAAAGUGGCUAUUCUAUUGUUCUGAAGCUGGAGAUCAAAGCUUUAACUCCAAUAUUAAAAUGGAUUGGACAGUAAUGUUGUACCACACUAGAUGGUGCUAAGAUACAAGGCUGAGAAACAGGGCUUAUGAAGGACAUUACAGUUAAUUAUCUUUUUGAUUAUUCAAAAAAAGAAUCAUAUACGAGUAAUAUCUUUUACUAAUAGGAGUCAGCGACACUGAACAAAAAUAAAA